Molecule: messenger RNA, 2831 nt
Organism: Oppia nitens
Lineage: Eukaryota; Metazoa; Arthropoda; Arachnida; Sarcoptiformes; Oppiidae
Gene: Sulf1
Product: putative extracellular sulfatase Sulf-1 homolog
Exons: 14
Coding region: 238-2829 (863 amino acids)
Molecular function (GO): glycosaminoglycan binding; N-acetylglucosamine-6-sulfatase activity
Source: RefSeq, a predicted model, not a curated record
AAUAAUAAUGACGAUAAUGAUCACUCUUAUACACAAAGUGAUGGUCAAUCACAAAGUCGUCACAAUUCAAGACAUCAUCACAACAGCCAUAAUAAGAGUCUAAACCAAAUAUCAUUAAGAGUACAAUCAGAAGAUAAUAGUGAUGACAGAAAUUUAAGUGAUUCACAGUCUAACUAUCAAAAGUCAAGACUAGUUUCCGAUAUACCGCGACAUUGGAGACGUAAAUCAGUGCCACAAAUGAAUCCUUCUUCAGGAGUCGAUAUCAAAAGUCAAUUACCAUUUCCUAAGGGUUCGAGAAAAAGACAUAAUAAUAAUACAAACGAAAAACUGCCAAAUAUUAUAUUCAUUCUGACUGACGAUCAGGACAUCGAAUUAGGUUCUAUGAAUUUUAUGCCAAAAGCCUCCAGAAUUUUGGGCGAAGAGGGGAUUCAUUUCCCCAAUGCUUACGUCACUACACCGAUGUGUUGUCCGAGUAGGUCAUCGUCAUUAACAGGUCUUUAUGUGCACAAUCAUAAUGUUUAUACAAAUAAUGACAAUUGCAGUUCACAGCACUGGCAGACCACUUAUGAGACGCGAACGUUCGCCACUUAUCUAAGUAAUGCUGGCUAUCGGACAGCAUUUUUUGGUAAAUACUUGAAUGAAUACAACGGCUCAUACAUACCUCAGGGAUGGAAGGAAUGGUCGGCAUUAGUAAGGAAUUCCCGGUUUUAUAAUUACACACUUAAUGUGAACGGGAAUAAAGUCAAACACGGAGACGACUAUCAUCUCGACUAUUAUCCCGAUCUCAUCACUAAUGAUAGUCUUCAGUUCUUAAGAUAUUCUAAAAGAUUUUUUGCAAAUAAACCAUUGCUUAUGGUUUUGUCAUAUCCUGGACCUCACGGUCCGGAAGAAGCGGCGCCACAAUUUCAAAAUCUUUUUAUGAAUGUCACAACUCAUCGAACUCCCAGUUGGAACUUUGCUCCCAAUCCCGACAAACAAUGGCUAAUGAGAAUAACUGGUAAAAUGGAACCAAUUCAUGAAGAGUUUACUGAUUUAUUGCAUACCAGAAGAUUACAAACAUUACAAUCGAUAGACGAGGCCGUAGAGAAAUUGUAUAAUGAACUUAAAGAACUGGGAGAACUUGAUAAUACUUAUAUAGUUUACACGUCAGAUCACGGCUAUCAUUUAGGACAGUUUGGUUUAGUUAAGGGCAAAGCUAUGCCUUUUGAAUUUGACGUAAGGGUACCAUUUUAUGUGAGGGGACCUAAAUUAACUGGUGGUCAAAAAAUCGAUAAUAUUGUGCUGAACAUAGAUUUGGCCCCAACUUUCCUUGAUAUAGCCGGUGUCAAAGCACCCGAUCAUAUGGACGGCUCAUCGUUUCUGCCAAUUCUGAAGAAUACUUAUAAAACAGAAUUGUUGAACAAAUCGGACGGCGAAACAACUCAUCAGAAAAUUAAUUGGAGACACACUUUCCUUAUUGAGAGAGGAAAAUCAAUGCGAGAUUUAAAUUAUAAUUUGAGGACUUUGACCAAAAAAGAGUGGCUAACCAUAGAGUGUCAAAAACCAGAAUACCAGUCACCUUGUGGUCCAUACCAGAGAUUUGAAUGUUUUUUUGAUGGCUAUGAGAUGAGAAUCAGAAAAUGUCGAAAGACUUUGUGGGAUCACUCUUACGAAGAUAAAGCACACAAAAAGUGUAUUUGUCCGGAGGAUCAGCCAACCCAUGCAUUUGACGACCAAAACUUUGAAGAUAACUCUGAACUAAGUUCUGAUCCCUUUAUAAAUGUAAAUAAGCGUCGAUUAAAUACAAAUGAGAAGAAACUUCAGCGAAGAUUUCUUAAAGAGCACGUCAUAAACAAAGAUUUUCGACCAACUUUUAUUGAAUCUCGAAAUAAAAGGGAUUUAGAUUUUUCGAUUGUGGAAACGUUUGAUGUCGAGGGUGUAUAUGAAUUGAGCAAACUUCUGGACGCCAGUACUUCCAAAAUGUUUAAUGAAUCGACAAUUUUUGAAGACAACUUCGAUGACAUCGACGACAAGAAUAGUACGUUAUGUACUGUUUCUUCCAAUUUAUCCAUCUCUUGUUCAGAUGAGGUCUACCAAAACAAACACUUAUGGAAACAAAAGAAGAAUAGAUUAGAUUCAAUAAUAAAAAAACUUCAGAAUAAACUGACAGAACUGAAAGGCAUUCGCCGUCACUUGAAUAUGAAGAGACCAUUACUUCAAGGACUGGAUUCAAUUGGUUCUGAUCAUAACGGAUGCGAUUGUAAUGUAAAUCGGGAUAAUCGGUCACAUCAUCGAAGGGACAAGUAUUGGAAGCGACAGUUUUCAAAGUAUUCAAAACGCAAACGCAUCAGAUUUAUGGACAAAGAGUGGAGAAGAGAAAAGAAAAUGCGGCGAAAAAAUAAAUUUUUGAACACAACCUGUAAUUACGAGAAAAUGAAUUGUUUUACUCACGACAACCAGCACUGGAAGACCGCACCUCUUUGGACAAAGGGACCGUUUUGUUUCUGUCAAAACUCUAAUAAUAAUAGCUUUUGGUGUUUGCGGACAAUUAACUCAACGCAUAACUUCUUGUACUGCGAGUUUGUCACCGGAUUUAUUACUUAUUAUAAUCUAUUACGAGAUCCCUAUCAGCUGAAGAACGCCAUAUACGACCUCGAGUUCAGUACACUUGAAGACCUAAGACGACAGCUGAACAAACUGAAGACCUGUGUUGGCGCUAAACAGUGUACACUACCGGUCCGUAAACACUAUAAUAAUCACAUUAUAGAUGAUUCAGCGAAUAUGAGUGGUAUUAGUAUUUCAAACAAUUUUUCGGCCAAAAGUCGAUCGGAAAGAAAAAUUAUUUCUUAACU